Molecule: messenger RNA, 4375 nt
Organism: Galeopterus variegatus (Sunda flying lemur)
Lineage: Eukaryota; Metazoa; Chordata; Mammalia; Dermoptera; Cynocephalidae
Gene: ZNF8
Product: zinc finger protein 8
Exons: 4
Coding region: 132-1862 (576 amino acids)
Biological process (GO): regulation of transcription by RNA polymerase II
Cellular component (GO): nucleus
Molecular function (GO): DNA-binding transcription activator activity, RNA polymerase II-specific; RNA polymerase II cis-regulatory region sequence-specific DNA binding
Source: RefSeq, a predicted model, not a curated record
GUUGUAGUCGCAGCGUCGCCGGCUCAGCCGCCAUUGUCCGGCGGGUGGCUAGUCGGGUGGUCCCCUUGUUGGGGGCGGCUCUGUGAUUUGGGGGUCGCCUCGGGCGGCUGUCCUCAACUCGUCGGCCCAGGAUGGAACCCGAAGACGAAGCGGCAGCAGCAGUGAUGGCCGCGGGGCUACCGGCGGCACGGCUUCAGGAGCCAGUGACCUUCCGGGAUGUGGCUGUGGAUUUCACCCAGGAGGAGUGGGUGCAGCUAGACCCUACUCAGAGGACCUUGUAUCGCGAUGUGAUGCUGGAGACAUUCGGGCACCUGCUCUCUGUGGGUCCUGAACUUCCCAAACCUGAAGUCAUCUCCCAGCUGGAACAAGGGGCUGAGCUAUGGGUGGCAGAGAGAGGAAUCACCCAGGGCCAACAUCCAGGAUGGGAGCCUAGACCUGAAGGCCGAGCAUCACCCAAGGGGCAGGGCCUUCUUGCAGAGGAGCCACCCCAUGCCACAGAAAAGGAAGGAUUCCCAAGGGAUGCUUCUUAUCCCUCCACAUUAGGGGAAGACCGGCAGUGUGAGGGCCAGGGCCAGGCCCUCAAGGAGGAUCAGAAUAAUUUGAGGCAAUCGGAAUUUGGCCUUGAAGAAGCACCAAUUCAAAAUCAAGACUAUGAAACUCUUAGACUUGAAGAAAGCUGUGUCCUGAGUUCAAACCCAAACCCAUUCCCAGAGGUUUCUAGGAGAGAAUAUUACUAUACUUAUGACUCACAGGUUACAAACUCAGAACAUAACUUGAGCUUAGUCAGUCAGCAGACAGCCUUCCCAGGAGAACAGCCCUUUGAAAGCAGUGACGGUCGCAGAGCUUCCAGUCAGGCCAUUUCGAUUACAGAACUCAUGAAAAGCCAGGUGCAGGAUAAACCCUACAAAUGUACCGACUGUGGGAAGUCAUUUAAUCAUAAUGCACACCUCACUGUACACAAGAGGAUUCAUACAGGAGAGAGGCCUUACAUGUGCAAAGAGUGUGGGAAAGCCUUCAGCCAGAACUCCUCCCUCGUUCAACAUGAGCGAAUCCACACAGGAGACAAGCCCUACAAGUGUGCCGAAUGUGGGAAGUCUUUCUGCCACAGUACACACCUUACCGUCCAUCGGAGAAUUCACACAGGGGAGAAACCCUACGAGUGUCAGGACUGUGGGAGGGCCUUCAACCAGAAUUCAUCCCUGGGCCGGCACAAGAGGACACACACUGGAGAGAAGCCGUACACCUGCAGUGUGUGUGGGAAGUCCUUCUCCCGGACCACCUGCCUUUUCCUGCACCUGAGGACUCACACCGAGGAGAGGCCCUAUGAGUGUAACCACUGUGGGAAGGGCUUCAGGCACAGCUCCUCCUUGGCCCAGCAUCAGCGAAAGCAUGCCGGGGAGAAGCCCUAUGAGUGCCGCCAGAGGCUGAUCUUUGAGCAAGCACCAGCUUUGAUAAAGCAUGAAUGGGCAGAAACCCUCGGCUGUGACCCACCUUUGAGUCAAGAUGAGAGGACCCACCGAAGUGACAGACCUUUUAAAUGUAGUCAGUGUGGGAAAUGUUUCAUUCAGAGCUCUCACCUCAUCCGACAUCAGAUAACUCACACCAGAGACGAAGAGCCCCGUGGACGUAAGCGAGGGAGAGAGCCACCCUUUGGCCGGAACUCACACCUUGGCCGGCAUCAACACUUGAAUUCGAGAGAGAACCCCGUGGGUGGGGCAAAGGCAGGGCAGCCGGGAAGCAGGGCUCUGGCCUUGUUUGACAUCCACGAAAUCAUGCAAGAGAAAAACCCUGUGCACGUUAUUGGGGUGGAAGAGCCUUCUGUGGGUGCUUCCAUGUUAUUUGACAUCAGAGAAUCCACAUAGGAGAGAAAAUCUGCAGAUGACCUUUGAACCACAGGUAUAAAAAUGUGGUAAGUCCGCAUAGUGUAUUCAUGGAAAGAGGGUCUGGGGUAGACUGUCAGUGGGGACUUCUAACUUGCUAAGGAAGUGGUGUUUCCCAAAUACCUGAGAUUGGCAGUUACCAAAUAUAUCAAACUCAGUGCCCCUUUAACAACAGAUAUUUUGUGAUGUUCCCUCCGUUAAAUAUUCCAAAAUGAGUUCAGAGGUAAUAUAACCUACCCAUACACGUGAUGUCAAAAAAUCAAUAUACAGUAUCCUUUGUAAAGGGUAAUUAAAAUGAAAGUAAUGUAUGGUAAUGUGAUAAAGUAUUGUGUAUUGGGUGGGUGUGAUAUCUUACCUUGUCUGUGUGGGCCCAGUUACACCAGGAGACCCAGGCCAAUAGCCUGUUGCUUGCAACUCAUAUGGUGUACAGUGUUGGCUAUGGAAAUACCAUGAGGGGCAUUCCUGCAUGGGAUGUGAUUUUCCAAAGUAGUGACUAACUUGAAUUUCUGGAAAACGUUGUGUAAAUUUCAAGCAUGCAGCAAUUAAUUUGUGUUUAUAUGUAAAUUCGAGUUAGGAUCUCAGUUCAUAUAUGAGGAUACUUCAAAAAGUUCAUGGAAAGAUUCAUAUUACUUUUAAUUCUGUUUUUUCCCAAACUUUUUGAAAUACCCUCGUAUUGCAAACAAGUUAUUUCACCCCUAUGUGCAUGAUCCACUGUGACCAGUUCUGUGCCUCAGGGUCUUUGCAGCACUCUUGGCUCCCACCCACGUUUCAUAUCCCUCUUGCCCCAAAUCGUGUGACAAAGAAGCCCCCAUGAAAUUCUGCAAUAUUCACUGGGAGGAGGGUCACAGCUCUGGUUAAAAACCACUGCCUCAGAGCAUCCAAUGUUGCUAUAAGCCGGAAGAUCUCAACUGGGGGUACUUUUGCCCCCAGGGGACAUUUGGGGAUGUCUGGAGACAUUUUUGUUUGCCGUGAGUGGGGGAAGGGUGCUACUGGAACCUAGUUGGUAGAGGCUGGGGGUGCUGCUCAACAUCCAACGGUGCCCAGGACAGCUCCUCAACAAAGAAUUAUCUAGCUCUGAUUGUCAGUAAUAACAAGAUGGAGAAGCCCUGGUAUAAACCCACCCAGCCCUAAAGCCAACAUUUUCCAAAUUCUACAAGUUGAUUGGUCAGGGUUGUCCUAACAAAUUAUAUAAUUUUGUCUGUGUCUUGGGUUUUUUUGCUUGUUUGUUUGUUUGUUUUGGCAGCCAGCUGGUACUCAUAUAAGUUUCAUUUUAAUAAAUGGUGUCAUUAGCUAAUUUAUACACAGUGUACCUUGUAGUAAAUCCUUUACCAUUUUGCAGCAUUCAUAAUUGAUGUGAAGAAAAGAAGAGAAUCCACUUAUUUUUCUGAAAAAUCUUUUAACAUUUUUUGUGGACAUUUUAAAACGUGAAUAAUAUAUUUUCACUGGUACCCACCUCAUUACCCCUCUCUGGCCAGUGGAAUAUUUUCACAUCAGUCCCAGAAGUCGUAUUAUUUCAUCCAUAUUUCUGAAUAUAUCUCUGAACGGCAAGGACUUUAAAAAUAUAUAUAACCAUGUUGGUCCACAAACACAAAACCAUUUUGGUAAUCAUACUGAGCCAUAAUUUGCCUUGUUUGCUGUGCACUGAUGGUACAACAGCAACAGUGGAUAAAACUGCUGGGCCUGAGUUCACAUCAGGGCAGUGGCCCAGAAGUUAUGCUUUAUAUCUUCCCCACUGGGCAUUGUAGUAAAGAAAAAAAAAGUGCUUAUUUUACUUAAUGUCUGUAAUGAAACAGAAAAAAUUGUUAGUUUUAUUAAACCUCAAGUAAAACUAUAUUGCCAUUAUCACAUUUAAACAUAUCAAAUAUCUAGUAUUCAAAUGUCCCUGGUUGCCUCAAAUUUUUUGUUUUGUUUUGUUUUCUAUUUGUUUUGUUCUAAUCGUGAUCUAAAGGAGAGCCACACAAUGCGUUUGGUUGAUAUUUUUCCUUCUAAAAUCUCUAAUCCCACUCUUUUUUAGUCUUAUAUUUGUUGAAAAAAAAAACAGAAUAACCUAAAUUUUGUCCGUCCCCCCACCCCCCCAGACUGUGCGUCACAUACCCUCCUUGCUUUGGCCUGGUGGAAUGACUUCUGAUUCAUCAACAAGCCACUGAGCUGUGCUGAGGGGCCUCAUGAAGUCAUGUGAUUCCCACUGUUCUCAAAGCUCAUCUCCCGACCUUGCAUGGGGCCUCUGCUGGAGGACCACUAGAAGACCUUUCUCUCCACUGUCAAUGCCAGGAAAAGCCAGACUUUAAUUCAUGUUUGUAUAUGAAGCAGGAUAUUCUAACAUGACCAUUUUACUGUCCACAGUGGGAAACUUCACCUUCAUCAUUGUGUUGCUUUCCUCCAAGUUUUCUCCUGAGGAAAGCAAGGGUUUCUGACCUUUAUCCAUGCCAUUCUUGGCAUAAAAGAAUAUUGUGCAUCAAGGGUGUGGUCCUUGGUGUCUUGUAGCACUAGGGAUA